AUGAAGUUCUGGGCCAGCUACCUCACACCAGUUCUUCUUGUCCCAGUCGUUGUUGCUGUACCCAAGGCUCCUUGGGUCUUGGAUCGAGCUCGUGGCCAUGGCCGAAGAGCUCUUGGGGCAAGUAUAGAGAAACGUGCGCACUUCCCCCGAGAAGCUUGUGAUGUCAAGAGUGCUCUUGAUAUCGAAGCUCCCAAGGAGAACCUCUGGGCCGAACUCUCCGAGCCAGAAGCUGUUAGUGUUGUGGAAUGGCUUUUCGCGCAGCCAGAUCUCAACCUCACAACUGCUGAAGACGCCGGCAGCUGGGAUAAUACUCUACUUUUAGUUGAAUUGAUGCAUCCGAAUAAAACGGAUGCUUUGGCGUAUUUAGACGGAACUGCUGGAGCUCCUACGCGCUAUGUCCAUGCUGUGAUCAGCCACCAAGCUAGCGAGGAUCCCUAUUACCAGGAUAUUCUCGUUGGUCCUCUACCAAUUGUCAACGGAACCACACACUGGCAACCAUUGGAGUACCCAUUUACCCGGAAGUCACAAGGUCGUGUUCGGAACCUUGACGCUGAUGCCGACACGCUCUUUGAUGAAUGGGUCCACAACGUCAGUGCUACAAUCUCCGAUAUCACUCUUGAUAUGUGGAAUGCUACUGCUCUUGGUCUGGAUAACGAUACCUUGUCCAUAUGGGGCAUUGAUCCUGUCUACCAGGAUGACGAUCGUAUUCUACGCUGGGAUGCUUUCUGGAGCAUUCCGAGGGGUAUCUUCGAUACUGGCUCCAUAAUGCCUAUGGGCUUGUACUUCAUGUCAGACGUGACGGGUCGAGAUGCCUCGAAGUGGUCCGUUGAAGGUUGGUACCACAACGGUGUGUUUUACGAGACCACAGCGGAGUUCCGAGCCGCGUACUGGAACGGGGAUGUUGAGAAACUUGGGGGUAAUUGGGAUGGAGCUUGGUCCAGCACGGAUCAACAAGGUACCAUCCCUCCUCUUGAUACCAUGUCGCCUCCCGUUGCCGUUGCUCCUCAGGGUUCGAGAUACUCUGUUGAUGACCAGAGGAGAUACGUGGAAUGGAUGGGUUGGUCUUUUUAUAUUGGUUUCAAUCGUGACACCGGCAUGAGCCUUCAUGAUAUCCGAUACAAGGGACAGAGAAUCUUGUAUGAACUUGGUCUUCAGGAGGCCCUCGCCCAUUACGCCGGCAGUGAUCCGAUCCAAAGCCACGUGGGGUAUUUGGACUCUUACUAUGGGUUUGGUCCCUUUGCGUUCGAACUUCUAAAAGGUUAUGACUGCCCGGCUUAUGCGACCUAUCUCAACUCGAGUUUUUACGUUACCGAAACAUCACGCACUCAUCUCAACAGCAUUUGCUUGUUCGAGGUGAACAACGACUAUCCCAUAGCUCGCCAUAGUUCCACACAUUAUGUGACUGCAACCAAGAACGUCAAUUUCGUGGUCCGUUCAAUUUCCACUAUUGGAAAUUAUGACUACAUGUUCAGCUACAGCUUCUUUAUGGAUGGUUCAAUUGCUGUGGAAGUCCGGGCUUCAGGAUAUAUCCAAGCCGCCUUCUACGCCAAGAAUGAGGAUUAUGGGUUUCACAUUCAUGAUCAACUCUCUGGCUCUAUGCAUGAUCACGUUCUCAAUUUCAAAGCCGACUUUGACAUUCUUGGAACCAAUAAUACCGUCGAGAUCAUGAGCCAAGUACCUCACACAACUACAUAUCCUUGGUCGAAGGGGAAGGUGUUCAACACCAUGAAACUCAACCGCUCAUUCAUUCUAAAUGAAGAUGAGAGUCGGUUUGACUGGAGUGCCAACAGUCAGUCACAGGUCCUGGUGGUCAAUAGGGACGAGAAGAACAAGUUUGGCGAGAAUCGCGGAUAUCGAAUCCUUCCUUAUACCGGUGCCGCCCACCUGACUGUCCAAAAUUCCAGUGUUCUUCAAAACAGCGCCAACUGGGCCAGUCACGACAUCAUGGUGUCUCAGCGGAAGGAUACGGAACCCCGAAGCGUGCACAAGUACAACAACCAGGAUACUAAGAACCCUCCUGUUGACUUCAACAAAUUCUUCGAUGGUGAAAAUUUAAAUCAGACUGACUUGGUCGUCUGGCUCAAUCUUGGGAUGCAUCAUGUGCCCCAUACGGGUGACCUUCCCACCACUGUCUUCACGACGGCUCAUUCCGGGGUGCAGUUCAUGCCUUCCAACUAUUUCGAGGUUUCACCCAAUGUGGAAACUGUGAAUAUGGUGCGAAUUAACUAUUCUGAUGGCAAGACUACUGAUGUGAUUACCUUUGGUUCCUUCGAUGACACGUGUGAGCUCUCUUAUGAGCCAACCUUCCCUGACUUCUGGGAAUACAAGGGGGAUGUGGUUGUGAGAAAGUUCCCGUACAAUCCCAACGACCCAUACUAUGAGGCUACUGGUAUUUGA
Messenger RNA from Clonostachys rhizophaga, 2397 nucleotides. The record is from the annotation of a GenBank genome assembly. NCBI's taxonomy places the organism in Eukaryota, Fungi, Ascomycota, Sordariomycetes, Hypocreales, Bionectriaceae.